Molecule: messenger RNA, 2576 nt
Organism: Carassius auratus (goldfish)
Lineage: Eukaryota; Metazoa; Chordata; Actinopteri; Cypriniformes; Cyprinidae
Product: ras-related protein Rab-33B-like
Exons: 2
Coding region: 344-1060 (238 amino acids)
Molecular function (GO): GTP binding; GTPase activity
Source: RefSeq, a predicted model, not a curated record
UUUUGUCUACCGUAGAGGGAUAUGAAAUAACUGUGGGCUGUUUGGUUUCUGUUCAAGCUGAAUGUCAGACUUCCCUUUUUAAAAACGGUUCUUAUCCCAUAUGCAAAAUUGCAUGCAUGAAUUCAUGCAUAAAAUAAACAAUUGUGUUGAUUAUUAAUUGCAAAAAAGCAAGCGUUUACUUUAAUUACCUGUUUUGACAUCUUAUUGAGGGUUGCUUUGAAAACGAGUCCAGCUUUCUCUAUUUGAAGGGGAAGUUCUUAUAAUCAGUAACCAUCAGUCAUGGGCAUGUGAGGAGUGCUCACUGGAGUGCUCUGAACUUUGUCUCAUUUUAACAUCAUUUCACAUGUUUGUUUCGUCACUGGAAGGGCAGAUGGAUUCGUCUUUAGAGAGCUCCACUUCAUCGACCGGUAACCCGGUGCGCUGUCGGUGUCGGACCUGUAAGAUCAUUGUGAUUGGAGAUGCUGGUGUCGGGAAGACUUGCCUGACGCACCGCUUCUGCACCGGACAGUUUCCCAGCAGAACGGAGGCUACAAUCGGGGUGGAUUUCCGUGAGAAACUUAUUGAUUUAGAAGGCGAGAAAAUUAAAGUACAGCUGUGGGACACGGCUGGCCAGGAGCGUUUUCGUAAAAGCAUGGUGCAGCACUACUAUCGCAAUGUGCAUGGAAUUGUCUUAGUCUUCGAUGUCACUAACCCCACUAGUUUCUGCAAUAUUCCCAUGUGGAUGGAUGAAUGCCGCCAGCACUCUCUUGGACUGGAUGUACCCCGUGCUCUCGUUUGCAACAAGACCGAUCUGGUCACUUCGUCUACUGCUUCUGUGUUAAUCGAUCAGGCUCAACAUUUGGCCGAAGUCCACGGCAUGUCUUUUUAUAUUACUUCAGCCAAAGGUCACAAAGGGGACUCGGUGGACAGCAUCUUUGUGACGUUGGCACAGAGGUUAAAGAGCCAGAGACGGGAGAGUGUGAAUGAAUUGGUGUUACAGUGCAGAUCUGAGAGCUUCAAUAUCCCAGGAAAAGUCAUAACAGCACAGGAGAGCAAGAAGAAAUGGACCUGUGUCUGCUGACAGAUUAAUGGUCAUUAUAGUUAUGUGCUUAUUUCAGUAGGUUCUCUAAAUAGGGAUAAAAAUAGCAGUGUGAACUUUGAGAAUAACAGAUCAAUGGUCUUGAAGGUAUGAAGACUGGUUUAAAUGCCAAUUGAUGUUUGGAUUUUUAUUUUCAUCCGACAUCUACUUCAGACAACAUUAUCUGUAAGAAGCAAUGCCUCAUAAUGAUGAGAUUUGAUUUAAUUUCCAGUUUCUUUGGAGGCUUGCUGCUGAUUUUGCUCCUUAAACUUUUUGCAGACAACAUCCAGAGUAACUUCUUGUCAAGGAUUAUGUUGGACAUUAAUUGAGGUUGAUGGUUAUCAGUUUCCUCUUAAAUAACUUUCGUACAUGCCCAGUUUUCAACCACUUUCAACACCUUUACCUUGGAGUUAUGAGACUAAAGUGAACCUUUUUUCCUGACAGCUGAAUCUUCACUUGUACGUACUGCUCUUUGUGCUGGGUCAAUGCUAUAGUGACCAUCCACAUCCAUGUAGCUCAGUUUAAAUAUACUGUGUAUACAGGUAGCAAAUUGUUUGUAUAAUUCAAUAAACAAAACAAAAAAAGAUCUUGUUCUAUGUUGGCUCUUUGUUCUAUAUUCUGCUUUUCCUUGUACUCAAAUGAUUGGAUGAUUGGGAAUCAGUGUUUUUUAUUAUGCUUUAUUUUUCUUAACCCUUGUGCUAUGUUGAAAAUCCUUUACCCAGUUGGUAAAUAUGUUAAUAGCCUUUGAUCAAUGUGAUCAUGCAAAGUUAUUUCAAUAUUGUAUCAUCAUUUAAUCACCCAUAUCCAGUUUUUCUUAUCUGUACAGCCGAGCGACACAACAGAUGAAGUUAGAGAGUCAUAAUAAAUUACAAAUUUAGUUCAUGUAAAGUUGUUACAUCAGAGUCCCUCAAGAUGGUGUUCUCUCACCAUACUUGUUUGUACCUUGUUAUGCCAACUCAUAAAAUGUUGAUUGUACUUUGGAUACUGAUUAUGCUUUUUUGUACCUACGUAGCUAUUGUACCUUUUUUUCUGAGAGUGCACAUAUGAAGAUGAUACCCAGAUCUACUUUGUUCUUUUUACUGUACUUUCUGUUUGUGUCUCUACAUUUUAAUAAAAACUCACACCUUUUGCACAGUGCUGAUCCAGAUUCACCAGAAUGUUUGCUAUCAUGUAUUAAUAAUAAAUAUUUUUUAUUUGUUAUUAAUGUUUAAUUUACUUUUUAUUGCAUGUAUAUCAUAACAUGGUCCAUACAGCCCUUUAACAUUUUCAAAACAACUUGAAAUGUGAUUAUUGUUGCAUAUAAUGCUUCAGAUGGUAAAAUCUGUCCUAUUUAGAAGGUUUUCACAACUCACUAAAAUAUGGUAGAUACAUUUUGUAGCUGUUCUGGAUUACUUAAUGUCACAAGUAACAUAAUAGGUCAAUCAAGCAAUCAAUAAACAAACAAAAAAGCUAAUCCUGUAAUUAUUUAAGCAACAUCAGGGUCCUGUACCAUGAUGGUAGCUGAACAAAUUCAGAGUUA